Messenger RNA from Sinocyclocheilus anshuiensis, 1581 nucleotides. RefSeq names its product zinc finger protein 664-like. Gene Ontology annotation, molecular function: RNA polymerase II cis-regulatory region sequence-specific DNA binding; DNA-binding transcription factor activity, RNA polymerase II-specific. The transcript is spliced from 2 exons. NCBI's taxonomy places the organism in Eukaryota, Metazoa, Chordata, Actinopteri, Cypriniformes, Cyprinidae. The annotation marks the transcript as partial. Gene Ontology annotation, biological process: regulation of transcription by RNA polymerase II. The record is from RefSeq and is a predicted model, not a curated record.
CUGAUUGUGUUUGUCAGGAUGUGGAGCAGGUUUCAGUGCGUGUGACUGAUGGGACAGAAGCUCAGGAUUCAGUCUGGAGCGUCAGAGAUCAGAGAUCCAGAGACACACAGGACUCAGAGCUCAGCCUCACUUUACUCUGUUAUACUGACGCUCAGGAUCAUGAAUCCACUGAUCAAACCUCUGACUGUAACGCUGGAGAACAGCAGAUGCUGCAGACGCCGCUGAAGAUGUGCUCCGUCAAACUGGUGGACUGCAGGAACCUGAUAGAGAGCCGAGGAGAAGAAACCACCGCAGAGGAACAACACAGUGAUGAGGAAGAGGAGGAUGAUUAUGAUGAGAAUAAUGGGAAUGAUGAUGAUGAUGAUGAAGAAUUCAUUCCUCCAGAUGAUAAAGGCUGUUCUUCUGAUGGAGAAACAGACUUAACAUCAAAAGAUCAGCUGCAGACCAAGAGUUUCUCCUGCGACACCUGUGGAAAAACACUGAGUUCAGAGGGUAAUUUAGCGAGACACGAAAGAAAACACAAAGAACAGAAAGACUUCACCUGUAGGAUAUGCAACACCAGCUUUCCUACCGCAGAAGAGAAGAGACUUCAUUCAAAAGAGCACAGCGCGAAGAAGGAGUUUCACUGUGAACAGUGCGGGAAGGUUUUUUUCAUUCAUUCUAGUCUAAAAGUUCACUUGAAGACUCACGGUGAAAAGUCUUUCCACUGCAGCGAAUGCGACAAGUAUUUCAGCACCAAAGGAAAUCUUGUUGCUCAUAAGCGAAUCCACACGGGAGAAAGACCAUACAAGUGCCCUCACUGUGAGAAGAGCUUCAAUCAUGGAUCUCAUCUGAAGACACAUGUGCGUUUGCACACCAAUGAGAGGCCGUAUCAGUGCAGUGAAUGUGGGAAAACCUUCACAGACUCAAGCUGUCUAAGGUCACACCAGAAAAUACACUCUGAUGAGAAACUGUUUCAGUGCAAACACUGCGACAAACGAUUCCGUCAAAGAUCUAAUCGGAAUUGUCACGAGAGGAUUCACACUGGAGAGAAACCAUAUCUGUGCUCCUACUGCGGGAAGAGCUUUUCUGAUCCACGUUCUUUUGUAUUUCAUAAGAGAGUCCACACUGGAGAAAAACCGUAUCACUGCAGCGUCUGUGGGAAGAGUUUCAGUAAGUUUGAUACUUUACAAAACCACAAGAGGAUUCAUACCGGAGAAAGACCGUUCAAAUGCUCACAGUGUGACAAGACGUUUGCUCGAUCAGACAUCCUUAAGGUCCAUCAGCGAGUUCAUACAGGAGAGAAACCUUACUCCUGCUCCAUCUGCGGCGAGAGAUUCGCUUAUUUAGGUAGUUUUCAGACCCACCAGAACAAACACGCUAAAGAACAAACUGCUCCAGAAUCAUCAGAGUGACUUUCAUCAGUCAAUCUGGAGAAAAAAAUGAAAAUGUUCAUUGAGCUCUUACUGCCAGUAGGGGGCAGUGAACUUUUUUAAUGCGGUGGAUUGGUCCAAGUGCUGUAUCUAAAGUAGAGUAAUGAUUUUAUGAUAAACCAGACAGAACUAUUAAAAAUCCUCAAAAUAAAAUACUACAAUAAUACGA